AACUUCACUAAAUCUUCACUAAAGGAAACAAUCUGAACACCAAGGAUCAUCAUGGCAAUGCUAAGAAGUCUUCUGCUUCUUUUCAUGUUCUCCAUAGGGAAUGCAUCAGGCUCAUGUCCCUAUGGAUGGACAAGUACUGGAGUGAAAUGUUACAAGUUCUUCUCUCAGUCGGCUAGCUGGAUCACAGCAGAGAGAAACUGCCAAAGCUUUGGUGGAAAUCUCGCAUCUGUGCAUAAUAAAGCGGAAAAUGAUUUUCUGCUGAGUAUGGUGCCUUCUUCAUCACGUUGCUGGAUUGGCGGUCAUGAUGGUGAACAGGAAGGACAGUGGCUGUGGACUGAUGGAUCUGUGGUUGAUUACAACAACUGGUGCUCUACAGAGCCUAACAACCAGGGGACUGAAAACUGCUUGGAGAUCAACUGGACCUCAAACCAUUGCUGGAAUGACCAGGGCUGUUCAACCCCAAUGGGUUAUAUGUGUGCUAGAAAACUGUGAGGUCAUAUGCAGUCAUCCUGCUUCAGUUACAUUGAUUGUACUCCAUUUACUUUUUCCAAUACUAUCUUUAAAUUUCACCGGAAUAUCUUCUCAAUACCUUCUCUGUAAAACUCUUCGAAUCAAUAAAAGCAAAGCAAAUUG
Molecule: messenger RNA, 633 nt
Organism: Danio aesculapii
Lineage: Eukaryota; Metazoa; Chordata; Actinopteri; Cypriniformes; Danionidae
Product: ladderlectin-like
Exons: 6
Coding region: 52-492 (146 amino acids)
Source: RefSeq, a predicted model, not a curated record